This is a messenger RNA of Magallana angulata, 1308 nucleotides long. RefSeq lists its product as uncharacterized. Lineage: Eukaryota; Metazoa; Mollusca; Bivalvia; Ostreida; Ostreidae. The transcript is spliced from 6 exons. The record is from RefSeq and is a predicted model, not a curated record. Bases 1 to 1308 code for a protein of 435 amino acids.
AUGAUUGCAACUUUCGCAGCCAUUUCCGUUCUCUUGAUAAUAAACGGUUCUGAGGCAGGACUUUUCGACCUCUUUACGCCGGAGUCUCGAUUAUCUGGAUUUGUCAUAGAAAAAAUUUCUCCGAUUGGAAUGGUCAUGUGUGUAAGAGAAUGCUCGAAAAGGGUUUCCUGUGCGUCGCUUAAUUUCAGCCGAAAACGCUUAGAGUGUGAGUUGUCACAUAGUGACGUCUCAACAAACCCGUCUAACAUGGCGUCUGAUCCUGACUUUAUCUACAUUGGAAGAAAUCAAAUACCAGAUGAGUAUUUUGAUUCAAAAACUGCAGCUUGUCCAGCUAAAGGAAGCUCUGUCAACACAGCCACUGGACUAAAAUGUGUCAAAUCAGACUGUCCUGUUGAUCACCCUGACAUUAAUUUAACUGAGGUCAAGGUCACAUCUACCAAGAUCGGGACAAUCCUUACUUACACGUGCACAUCGAAUACCUCAAUAACCUUGACCUCAACAUGCAGAGGUGAUGGGACCUGGACAUCGGCUGCUUCUUUAUGCCCAAACAACCAUAGCACUGGCAUCACAAAUAAAACAACUGUGCACUUUAAGAUAAAUCUAGAUUACAAAGACGUUUUACCAAUCUCUGGAACAGUUUUACAAGAGGGGACAUUCAAUCUCAGUGCCUGUGGAAACGCUUGUGUUUCUGAUGAAUCUUGUCAAACUUUUUUCUACAAAUCACUGACAGAACAAUGUUUCCUGUAUAAUCUUUCCAUUUGGAGGUACACCAAAAUGAAAACAGAGAAUGGCACAGGAAUAUACAACAUGCAUUCUUCAUGCGAAGAGAUGCAAUUUGUAUAUAAUAGAGCAGGAAGUCACUGUUUCAAUGUCUUCGGGACAGGAAACACCACUUCUGUGUACGCUAUGGAGUCAUGUGGACAGACAGAUGGAGUGUUGAUUGCUUUAGAUACUAACCAAAAAAUAGACUUUGUGACCGAGUACAUUCGUAAUAACUUUGAUUUUACCACAACAGCAGCAAUGUCUUUCCAAAUAGGACUAAAUAAUACUCAACUACAGAAUUACACAAUCUGGAAAUGGUCGAGCGGUGCCAAUUUGACGAAUGAUCUCAGCAUACCAUUUGGUCUGAACAAUUUCGAUGGAAAUAUGAGAAAUUGUCCUGUUGGACAUUGUGGGGUAUUUAAAGUAAAAAAUGACACUGCUUUUGUGUUCGAUAACUGCUGCUCACAGGUUUCUUCACGGUAUAUUUGCUCAAGGUACGUCGAUACGCAAGAAAAAACUAAUGAUGUACAUAUAAUAAUUGAUUGA